AUGAAAAGGGAGAGCAAGAACAACAUACCCAUAAAAUGUUGUAAAGCUAAAAUUUUGAAAAGUAGCCAUAGAGACUUUCUCAUGGAUGAGAACAAGCUUGAGUUAGUUUUGAGGAGAUUAAGCUCCUUUGGGCCGGUUAUUGGCGUCCGCAUUACGCAUUUAUGGGCCCAAAGUUGGGCUGUAAGCCUGCAAACGAUUUUAGAAAAAAACAAGAACAAAGAAAAUAGAAAUAUAGAGAGGGAAAGGAGGCUAGUCACAGUCUCACAGCAAACUCCACCCCGCCGUGUCACGCCGCCGCCGCCGCCGCCGCCGCCCUUAGCCAUCUACCCUCCGGUGCUAACUCGGUAG
Molecule: messenger RNA, 348 nt
Organism: Striga asiatica
Lineage: Eukaryota; Viridiplantae; Streptophyta; Magnoliopsida; Lamiales; Orobanchaceae
Source: the annotation of a GenBank genome assembly